Trichechus manatus latirostris (Florida manatee) is the source of this 588-nucleotide messenger RNA. RefSeq names its product thymus-specific serine protease-like. Gene Ontology annotation, biological process: proteolysis. The transcript has 3 exons. Lineage: Eukaryota; Metazoa; Chordata; Mammalia; Sirenia; Trichechidae. The coding region runs from base 149 to 403 and encodes 84 amino acids. Gene Ontology annotation, molecular function: dipeptidyl-peptidase activity; serine-type exopeptidase activity. The record is from RefSeq and is a predicted model, not a curated record.
GCAAUGGUUCUAUCAGUGUUGCACUGAAUUUGGUUUCUUUAAGACCACGGAUUCAAAGGACCAGCCCUUCAAUGGACUGCCUCUCAGUUAUUAUGUUCAGCAAUGUUCAGAUUUCUUUGGCCCUAAGUUUAAUCUCGAUUCACUGAACAUGGGUGUUAUGUCCACCAACUUGUACUACCGUGGCUUCAAUGUGAGAGGAAGCAAAAUCAUCUUUUCCAGUGGUUCCUUUGACCCUUGGCACAUUCUGGGAAUCACAAAGGAUAUCAGCAAAGAUUUGCCUGCUAUCUUCAUUAAAGGUGAAGGACAUUGUUCAGAUUUGUCCGAACGUAGGGAUACUGAUUCAGCUGAACUAAUUCAAGCACGAGAAAAAAUCUUCCACAUCCUGCAAAAAUGGCUGAAGUAAUAGAUGUCUCUGAAAAAUAAAUGCAACAGAACCCAAAAUCUGCCCCCCCCCCAUUUUAUUGCUCAAAUGUAAAUGUACUACAAAGGUGAAAUUAACGCAGUCCCAAGAGUCUAAUUAUGUAGGAUUUAAGUUUGUUUCGUUUUCAUGGAAGGUCAUAUUAUUCCUCCUUUCCUGCUGGCCUUGAG